Aspergillus novofumigatus IBT 16806 is the source of this 1127-nucleotide messenger RNA. RefSeq lists its product as uncharacterized. Bases 1 to 768 code for a protein of 255 amino acids. The record is from RefSeq and is a predicted model, not a curated record. Lineage: Eukaryota; Fungi; Ascomycota; Eurotiomycetes; Eurotiales; Aspergillaceae. The transcript has 2 exons.
AUGGAGUCCAAUUCCAAGCCUACUAUUCUCUUCUACGAUAUUGCCUCGGCUCCCCAGUCACUUGCUAUGCGCCCAAUCCCUGGAAAACAAGCACGUAAACUAAGACGCAACAGAUACGCCCUCAACUUUAAACAAGCCCACUAUCGAACAGAAUGGGUAGAACUGCCUGACGUACCCACCGUGCGCAAGAGACUUGGCCUCCCAGCCAACAGAGUCCUCCCCGACGGCAGUCCCUUCCACACCCUUCCGAUCAUCAGAAGCAGCUCCACUGGCGAGCUUGUGGGUGAUUCUUUUGAGAUUGCGCAGUACCUUGACAGACUCUACCCCGAGGGGCCGAGAUUACUCCCUCCUUCGACUGUGGGCCUGAUCUCCGCGUUCAAUUCUCAGGUCGAUGCUGUCUUCACUCAGCAUUGCGUGCUCUGUGUUCAGGGGAUGCCGUACAACCCCGCAACAGCGGAGGAGUCGAAAGCGACGUUUGCCAAGCGAGCGGGCAAGGAGCGCUAUGAGGAUCUGAUGAUCACAGGCGAGGCAAGGGCGGGCAUGCUCGAGAGCUUCCAGAAUGCGCUGGGAGAGCUAGCAAAGGCCUACCGACGGACGGAGGGUCCGUUUCUCGAUGGCGAUAUGCCUACAUAUGCCGAUUUCAUUGUAGGUAGCUGGUUGAAGUUUUACAAGAAGACGAUAGAGGAGUGGGAGCAGUUGUUCAGUUGGCAUGAUGGGUUAUGGGGAGAGUUACAUCGUGCAUUGGAAAAGUAUGCAGAGGUCAAAUAGGUAUUAAAUGUCUAUAUCAGAUCCAUAAGUUCGUCAUCGCUUCAUCAUCAGAAGUUAGACGGCAUUAGUGAUGUCUGGGUGGAAGAGGAGGAGCUGGAAGCUCGGGAUGAUCUGGCGCGGUAGCAAUGACUGGCUGUUGCUGCUGCUCAGGAUGGUCAGGAUGGUCGUCGUCGUCAGGAAUCCCCUAAAAAAAUCAGUUAGUCGAAUGAACAUGCGCGAGCUCUAGGUCAGCUCACAUUGAGCAGAUACUCCACGGCGCGAUCGGGGUUGAACGACGCCGCUCUCAUGGCCCGAUCGAUAUCGAUUCUAGCAAACCCCAUGCUCUCCAUCUGUGCAACGACGGCCUCGUCGCUCUGGAC